CAUAUAAGAUGACUGUCAACCUCGCAAAAGUUAGCAACCCUGAGCCGGAGAUGUCGACCCUACCCAGCCCUAGCCCACCUAGGGAGUCUGCCCUCCAACGGACGUGGAAGUACGUGCUCGAAGAAUGCGACCCGGACAUGUCGACGGUGCCGCUGAGCUGCUAUUGCCUUAUGACGGGUUACAUCGACUCGAUUACUUUCAGCGCGUGUUACAUUUGGUGCGCUUUCCAGACUGGGAACACUAUUCAACUCUCUCUCGCCAUUUCGCGGCUCUUCACUGGUCCCUACCCCCGAGAGCUCGGCUUUCAAGAACCUGACCAGCAAGCACUCUGUUCUCUCCUCACCUUCCUGUUCGGUGCAUUCCUAGGCCGUAUCGGAGACUGGUGGGGAGCGAAGCGUCGCAGUUGGCUCAUAAUGGCCUCCCUUAUACAAGCUGGAUUUACUCUCGCCGCAUGCUUGUGUGCCCUUUAUGGUGCUCAGAGCAGUUUUGCAGGUCCGAGGGGCUCCCCAACCUGGACCAACCCACUCGGGUUUGCUGCACUUGGGUUUGCGAGCGCAAGCAUGGGGCUGCAAGCCCAUGUCGGGACACGUCUUGGGUCCCAAUUCGCUACUUCCGUCGUCCUGACCACUAUCUGGGUGCAGCUUGUUGGCGAUCCCAAGCUCUUUUCACCCCACGCGCCCAUCAAAUCCCGCGAUCACAAGGCUCUGGCUAUCUUCAUGCUCUUCCUUGGCGGACUCAUGGGGCGCGCACUGACCGGCACGAUCGGAGCCGCAAAUACGUUCGCGGUCGGUGCCGCCAUGAGGCUGCUGAUUGCGGUAAGCUGGUGGUGGGUACCGAAAAAGGCCCCGAAGCCGCAGCCAAUUGCUUCUAGUUCAUGAUUGACGUUUCUAGACAUAGACCAUGUUAUAUUUAUCCUGUGCGGCAGAGUAGUGUAGAACUGCAUAUAGUGUCGUUAGACUGAUACCGUCACCGGAAUGCUUCAAUCGCGUGGCCUCUCAGGCCCACCCAACGCCACCAUCGACCCUUCAAUCAUCUUCAUCAUGUAGGAUGUAAGGUUUUGUGCUGAUAGCUGAUGACCGACGCAUACAGGCUUGACCUCUUUCAGCAGUUCCUUGUCCGAUGGAGCGGCGAGUGGCCCCUGCCAAGUUCUUUGAUGCUGACAACCUGAUGAUUGCAGUGGUGAGGAUGCCAAGUACUAUCGAGCCACCUCGCAUGUCGACUGUCCCGAAAGAAUACUGCUGCAUCAGAACGAUCCGACCUUUAGAUUACUCACGAUAAAGAUCGAUGUGGAGGGUGUUACCUAUAUUGUCUGUGAAGCAAUGUCAGCCCUCGAUGAGCUAUUCUGAUCACGUACAGUGUCCCUUGCUGACUCGGACCAAUGCCUCAGCACAUCUCAUUCGCCGUGCUUCUGGACCAGGCAAUGAGGAAGUCUCUCGUGCUGUGGCUGCAAUUACAUAUUGCUGGGAUUCGAUGCUGUAUACCGAAUCCCGCGUUUCGGUCGCAUACUCCACAACCUGCUUCAAGGACGGCGUAUCAAGGGGCCUACCAGACGAUGUACUCCUCCGCCUCGCUGGCACCUCGACACCUGGUCAAUGGUCAGAGGAAGAUACCCCAUGCAAGCUGGCUGAUAGAGAAUGCCGGCUGG
Messenger RNA from Dacryopinax primogenitus, 1645 nucleotides. RefSeq lists its product as uncharacterized. Lineage: Eukaryota; Fungi; Basidiomycota; Dacrymycetes; Dacrymycetales; Dacrymycetaceae. The transcript has 6 exons. The record is from RefSeq and is a predicted model, not a curated record. Bases 9 to 878 code for a protein of 289 amino acids.